AUGGCUGCGCGAGGCAGCAUCCAACAAAACCCCUCGCAAGUGGCCGGAACCUUCCAACCUGCACCACCAGUCGCUUCAGGUGUCAUACCUGGCCCAUCUGCACCCUUACAAAUGGGCCAGGCCGGUACCGUCCCUUGGGUUAAUGUGAUGUACGCAUCAGACUCGCGCUGGGAAAAUCCGAGCACCUGGGAAGAGGUUGAUCUACUCCAGGAAGCAUUGAAGCCAUCCAUUCGGAGCUUUACGCGCGUUACAUCAAGAUCACCUCCAUCCGUCCCCGGCUCUCCAUGGCAAUCUUAUGCGUCGCAGCUCGAUAUUCUUCAGCGCGAGUCGGAUCGAUUUUGGAGCGCAGAUCGACGCCCUGGAGCUCCUCCAAAACUUGCUGGACUUGCUGCAUGGAGAGGUGGGGUCUUGAUGGUCCGCGAAGCAGGGUUCCAUAUCACAGAGGAGAUGACAGAAGAGUUUAUGCACGCAAAAUUGCGCGGAUACAGGCAUCGCGGUGGGUCGCCAGGAGACAAGUUUAUUGAGCAGACGCAUAACCAGUUUCAGAAUGUCCUUUUGGCAGCAGACGCCCGAAGAGGGAGGAUCAGAGCACAAGCCGUGGAGAGAAGAGGGCAGCAAGGUGUCUCCGAGAACAUCACGGCAAUCCUCGAUAAUAUUGUCGCACGAGAUCCAGAGCGGUUCUUGGCAUGGCUCUCGACCAUGGGAUAUCUUUACUUCACGAUGGAAGAUCAUAAUCCUUACGCUUUUUCUUGGGAAGAUUGGUGCUUUUGGAAAGCUCCAAGAAGCUUCGAGGUGUGCUGCAAGCAAGCUUCUGCUGUGAAGAGGCCGUUACUCGGCCCUGGAGCCAUCGACAGAGCUAAAUACGGGCCACGAGGUGACAGACCAACCAUCACUCUUGCGGAAGCCAAGAAGGGUAACAAGAAAGCGUUGGAUUUCCAAGACACUGCUGAUGGGAUUGAGGUCUCUCUGAAGGAGAAAGCCCAAUACUACAUCAUUGGUGGUGAAGCAACGUCACGGGAAGCAGCAGCACACUAUCAUGCAAUCCGAGGGGAAGAUUUGUGGCUCUUUGAGCCAAUGAACUCCGUGAAAGAGGCGUAG
Messenger RNA from Letharia columbiana, 1098 nucleotides. RefSeq lists its product as uncharacterized. The coding region runs from base 1 to 1098 and encodes 365 amino acids. The record is from RefSeq and is a predicted model, not a curated record. Lineage: Eukaryota; Fungi; Ascomycota; Lecanoromycetes; Lecanorales; Parmeliaceae. The transcript has a single exon.